AUGUCAGAAAUCUCAAGGGACAUGAAUACCUCAGAUGAUUCAGAUAUCGGGCCUGACUUAUUCCAAUACUACAUUCGCGGUGUAUCAGAGUUGCUCUCCGGAGAUGAUUUCUCACCUUCUUCUUCUCGAUUAGUUGGAACAGAAGCAAAUAGGAGCGGUGCAUCUAAUGAGAAAACUUCUCCUGCUGGCCUUGGUUCCUUGUUUUCUAAUGCUGUAGGAUAUGGACUCUCAGGUGUUGAGAAAGCAAGAUUGAUGUCAAUGCUACGCCAAAGUGUUGUUACUCUCACAAAGGAAGUAGAUGAGAUGUUGGGCCCUGUUUUUUCAAUGCAUCGGUUAAGAGCUCUUAUGGGACCUACAAAGACCUGUGCAAGAUUUCAAGAUUCAAACUGUGAAGUUGUGACUGAAAAUCGUGCACCAAAGAGACUUAAGGUAACACCAAAUGAACAAAAGGGUAUGGCUAUAUCAGAUAAGUCAUGUCAGAAUAGGGGAUGCGCAAAGUUUUCUGAAAUGGACAAUAAUACCCAAAAAAGCAACACUAAUGAAUCCAAGUUGUUGUGUGGUGAUUGUUUAAAACAAGCAAAUGGCUCUCAUGAACACAUGAAUGAGUCGUUUUUGGGAUCAACUUCUAGAGAUGAUAAAGAAAAUGGAGAGGUUAAUGAUGAUUUGCAAGUUCUUCUGGUAAACAGAGGUCCGAAGGUCGUAGAAAAGAUGGAGAAACAUUCUGCUGAAUUAUCUGCAAUUCUUGGGCGUAUGGAGGAUAAACUUGAAGAGCUUCUUGAUGUUAUCAUUUCCAGUUGCAGGCACAUGACACUUUUGGAAAAGCAUAAGCUACGAAAAUUAAUCGAAAAGUUGCCUCCAAAAAACUUGGAUCGUGUUGCGGAAAUUAUACAACGGGGAAAGCCAUCUGAAAAGCGAUCUUCUGAUAAUAUUGAUGUUGAUCUGCAACAAGAGGAUAAUAUAACACUAUGGAGAUUAUACUUUUACGUUAAAGCAGUUGAAAACGCUCAAAAGCUUUCUUAGGAGUCAGAUGUUCUUAUAGCCUUCACGAUUAAAAAGAUUUUGUUGUAACGAUCUAACGUUUUUUUUGGUGAGGAUGUUUGGGUCAAAGUAAGUGUAUAUAUACAUAUCUUUGGGAAAAGUUGUACAUAUGAUAAUCGAUUGAUCAUUCGAAUGUUAUGUUUUAGCGGAAGACAAGAUUUGUCGUUUUUUUUGUU
Lactuca saligna is the source of this 1214-nucleotide messenger RNA. Lineage: Eukaryota; Viridiplantae; Streptophyta; Magnoliopsida; Asterales; Asteraceae. The record is from the annotation of a GenBank genome assembly.